Molecule: messenger RNA, 2724 nt
Organism: Ruditapes philippinarum (Manila clam)
Lineage: Eukaryota; Metazoa; Mollusca; Bivalvia; Venerida; Veneridae
Exons: 10
Coding region: 38-2248 (736 amino acids)
Source: RefSeq, a predicted model, not a curated record
CAACCGUCGUAAUCAUUAGCGUUUCUCAUUUAGCACGAUGUCUAAUGAUACUGUUUUAAGUAAAGAUUGUUAUGUGGGGGAAUCUGAACAUAUCUAUAAUACGAUGUAUCGUAACAAAUCAGCUUUAAAACCGGUUCCUAUAAGCUGGUGGGAAGUUCAUCGCAGACCUAUAUUCAAAAGCUCCAAAUUCGCUCUGGUUGCUGCACUUACCUUAGUACUUGUGAUUGUUGCGUGCAGUUUUUCGAUUGGAUAUUUCAUAAAUAAAUCCGCAUGCGACAAAAGUACAAGACAGCAUUUAACCGGACCGUCUGGUACCCAGUUACCACGAUUUCCAAAUAUUGUUUCCGCAAAAGACAAUGGGAAAGAAACUUCGACAGCCGUUGAACAUCAGAAGAAAACCAUGGCAACUGAAAUGACUACUCGAACAAAUGAAACUACCACCCGGACCAAUGUAUCUAAUAAUACACCUGCACCGCCCAUCAAAGGAUUGUUUCUAGACAAAAGGUCUAUCCUAUCACCGUUUUCAUCUUCAUUCAGAUCACAUCGUAUGAAAAGAUCCGUAAAUCUUGAAGGAAGGGUGUUCCAAAUACACGCAAAGCAAAACAAUCAAUUUUGGCAUUUUGACGGAGGUCAUCAGGUUUUGAAGGUUGUGUCGUCCCUAUGGCAACCAAAUGAUGAUUUUGUUAAGUUUACUUUUGAGAAACAGACGGACGGAUCAUACAAAAUAAAGUCGUUUGCUAUGCCACGAUACAUGUACGAUGGGUAUGGUGUUCAUGGUGCACGUGGGGUAUAUCUAAAUGGUGAUGACCAAACAGAUGACGAUCAUAUGCGAUACUCUGUUACCAUGGAAACAAAUGGGUACUACAGGAUAAAAACAAAGGCAACUAAUCGGUACGUUAGACUGGACCACGACAAGUACGUGUCAUCAAGGUUCAAUAUUGCAGACGACAGGUCAUUGUUUAAACUCGUAGAGGUACAAACAGUGAACCUUGAAGGAAAAGUGUUCCAGAUACACUCAAAGAAAAACAAUCAAUUUUGGCAUUUUGACGGAGGCCAUCAGGUUCUGAAGGUAGUAUCGUCCUUAUGGCAACCGAAUGAUGAUUUUGUUAAGUUUACUUUUGAGAAACAAACGGACGGAUCAUAUAAAAUAAAGUCGUUUGCUAUGCCACGAUACAUGUAUGAUGGGUAUGGUGUUCAUGGUGCACGUGGGGUAUAUCUCAAUGGUGAUGACCAAACAGAUGACGAUCAUAUGCGAUACUCUGUUACCAUGGAAACAAAUGGCUACUACAGAAUUAAAACAAAAGCAACGAAUCGUUACGUUCGACUGGAUUCGGACAAAUACGUAUCAUCAAGGUUCAAUAUGGCAGACGACAGAUCGUUGUUUAAACUCGUAGAGAUGCAAAGAGUGAACCUUGAAGGAAAAGUGUUCCAGAUACAUGCAAAGGAAACCAAUCAAUUUUGGCAUUUUGACGGAGGCCAUCAGGUUCUGAAGGUUGUAUCGUCCUUAUGGCAACCGAAUGAUGAUUUUGUUAAGUUUACUUUUGAGAAACAGACGGACGGAUCAUAUAAAAUAAAGUCGUUUGCUAUGCCACGAUACAUGUAUGAUGGGUAUGGUGUUCAUGGUGCACGUGGAGUAUAUCUUAAUGGUGAUGACCAAACAGAUGACGAUCAUAUGCGAUACUCUGUUACCAUGGAAACAAAUGGCUACUACAGAAUUAAAACAAAAGCAACGAAUCGUUACGUUCGACUGGAUUCGGACAAAUACGUAUCAUCAAGAUACAACAUUGCAGACGACAGAUCGUUGUUUAAACUCGUAGAGAUGCAAAGAGUAAAUCUUGAAGGAAAGGUAUUUAAGAUUCACGCAAAAGAAAACAAUCAAUUUUGGCAUUUUGACGGAGGACAUCAGGUUCUGAAGGUAGUAUCGUCCUUAUGGCAACCGAAUGAUGAUUUUGUUAAGUUUACUUUUGAGAAACAGACGGAUGGAUCAUAUAAAAUAAAGUCCGUUGCCAUGCCACGAUACAUGUACGAUGGGUAUGGUGUUCCUGGUGCACGUGGGAUAUAUCUGAAUGGUGACGAUCAAACUGAUGACGAUCAUAUGCGAUACUAUGUAACCAUGGAAACACAAGGCUUCUACAGAAUUAAAACAAAAGCUACAAAUCGGUACGUUCGUCUGGACUCGGACAAAUACGUAUCAUCAAGAUACGAUAAAGCAGACAACAGGUCGUUGUUUAAGCUCGUAGUGGUGUAAACAGCAACACAUUUAUAUCUUACCAUUCAUAGCUGCUUGAAAUAGACUUUAGUGCAUAGUGUUUAUAAACGUAUUCAACUCUUUUUGUUGUUUGUCAACACAAAGAACCUUUUAUAAAAUGUUGAAAAGACUGUCAUGAUUAUAUACAGAUCACGAUUCUGUUACCAUCAAUACAUGUACUUGUUUGGAAAUUCGUUGGCUUGUUUCAGGAUUUGGAUAUAACAUUUUGAAAUUUAAUUUGUGUGUUUACGACUUUCAUGUUCAAUUUACAUAUGAGAUUGAGUAUUGCGUUCAAGUUUCUUGUGCAAUGUUAGAUUAAUUUUAUACGUUGACGUUAUUUGUAUAUAAAAUGUGACUUUAUACUUGUAUACAAUGCUUAAAAAUGUACCUUUAUUGAUCAUAUUCUCAUAAUACAUUUGUUGUAUGUAUUCUAUUAAGGAGAGAAUGUUAAAAAAUAAAGAUAUUAAUCACUGAAA